Pyricularia grisea is the source of this 1964-nucleotide messenger RNA. RefSeq lists its product as uncharacterized. Gene Ontology annotation, cellular component: nucleus; cytoplasm. Gene Ontology annotation, biological process: tRNA wobble adenosine to inosine editing. The record is from RefSeq and is a predicted model, not a curated record. The coding region runs from base 1 to 1794 and encodes 597 amino acids. Gene Ontology annotation, molecular function: tRNA-specific adenosine-34 deaminase activity. The transcript is spliced from 2 exons. NCBI's taxonomy places the organism in Eukaryota, Fungi, Ascomycota, Sordariomycetes, Magnaporthales, Pyriculariaceae.
AUGUCGCUCAAGCCUGAUUCCCCGGACGGCGGAAGGAGUGACGGGCAGAUGCUUUCCGCAAAUGGCAGCAGCAGUGGGAGUGGGAGUGGGAGUGGGAGCAGUCACAGCCAGGCCCCUAGCACGCGUCGUCUAUCAAAGUCAGGGCCAGAGCUCCCCAGCUCCGAUCAAAAAGAUGGCCAUCAGGCUCUGAGAAAGUCGUCGUCUCCACCUCCAAAAUCACCCCGAGCUGGUCACAACACCCCGCCAGCAAAGUCUCGAUUCACAAAAUUCUUCCGUUGGCUGUUCAGUCCGUUCGCCAACUUCUUUAUUACCAUCUACAAUCUCUUUUUCCGCCGCAACCCAAAGCCUAAAGCUCUUUUGGAUGAGGACCAAGAAGCAAAGAUGGAGAAUCGAGGACCCGCCGCCGGCAACAUCAACGAUCGGCAGACCAAGGAGAAUGUCAACCCUAGACUCAAUCAUGCGGUUGCCAACCUUACCAUACGGGAUGCCGCCGCACCUGUAUUCCCGCCUAUGAAAUCAACCAACGUCCCACUUGUGCCUGUCGUGCCGGCUGGAGCGCCACUGAAGUCGGUUGGCAUACUCGAGGAGGAGGACGAGGAUCCAGCGCGCAAGGCCGAGCGAGCUAUUCAUCAGGGUUUUAUCGAAGAGGCUCUCGAUAUGGCUCGCCUUGCUCUUAAGACAAACGAGACGCCGGUCGGCUGCGUCCUGGUCUACAGGGGACGGGUCAUUGCCAAAGGCAUGAAUGCAACUAACAUCACACGAAACGGCACCAGGCACGCGGAAUACAUGGCCCUCUCUUCUCUCUUCGCCACUAAACCUGAUGCGCCGCCGCCUUCACACCCUAGCUGCAAGCACGAGGUUGACGACCCCGGCGAGUGGGACGCUGUCGACGUCACCAAGAGCUACUUGUACCCCUACGGUCAGAAGCUGCACCCAUCGCCCCGCGUCACGGCAUCUAUUGUCCAGGAAAGCACCCUGUAUGUGACGGUCGAGCCUUGCGUCAUGUGCGCCUCGCUACUGAGGCAGCUGAAAAUCAAGAAGGUUUACUUUGGAGCCGUGAAUGACAAGUUCGGUGGCACUGGUGGUGUGUUCCGUAUCCACACGAACUCGACCUCGGUCAAGGAUGUUCCGUCACAGCCAACACGAAGGGUUAUGGGCGGUCGGAUUGUGCGCGUUAAUCGAGAUGGCAGCAGGGUUAGUAUCGAUGCUGUUGAUGAUGAAUCUGCGCAACCCACCCAACAACCGGGAUCGUCUGCUGGUCAACAGCAGCAUCUCCAACCCACAUCGUCUUCUGUCUCCUCGACUGGAGUUAUGACACCUCCCUCCUCGGCUCCGUCUCCUGGUCCGGCUCGUUCGAUGUACCAGAUGGGAGAGUACGCACAAGCAAACCAGAAAUGGGCGAUCAAUCCCAAGCCGCCGGCCGAUCCGCCUCAAGGGCCCACAUCCCACUAUGAUGGGGACGGCGGCAACGUCGAGAAUGGCUAUGAGGCCGAGGGAGGCUGGGGUCGCGAUGAAGCCGUGACAGUACUGCGACAGUUCUAUGUCCAGGAAAAUGGACGCGCUCCUGUGCCGCGGAAGAAGGAAGGAAGGGCAGCACGUCUAGCCGCCAUGAUGGAGAAGGACGGUAUCAGCCCUGAGAUCGACCUCAAGGUCGCGACCAACGCACCGGCUUCAGCGCCUGCAACAGUGGCUGGCACUCCUGUGGAGGAAAAGGAUGAAGAUGCGGCGGGCAUGGACGUGGAUGGCGGUGGAGACGUCCUGGAAGUUCCAACUCCCAUGUCGGAGGUCGCUUAGAUGGUGCCCCCGAUUCCUAUGUGAUCCACGCCCCGCACGAUUUGAUAUGAGGCUGUGAGAAGAAAUGGCAUAGUUAUGGCGCUUGGGUUUUUUUUUUAGUAGAAUGGUCGAGAAAGAUGUGAUUCCGUUAUCUCGUUCUGACGGCAUGUUUUAUUUUGAUUUACUUUGCA